CAUUCCCACCCAAAUCAUCCGACUUGUUCCGUUGACUCACUCCAGAUCUAGCUCGUCGAGCCCUGCUACUACUGCCGGUCGCCGUCGGCGGUUCGAGAAACCUCCAUAUCAAAAGCAGCAGAUGCAAAGAAAGAGAGGACCUUUUUCUGCUUGUGCUUCUGGGCAUGAUGAUGUUGGUGCGUACGGGAUUCAGAGCAGCUUUGGUGGCAGAGAUGGUGUCAUUUUGGAUUUGCAUAAGCGACUUGGGUUGAGACUUGGGUCCGGCGGCGGUGAUGGGUUGCUUUGGCAUACUGACUUGAAGCCUCACGCCUCCGGUGACUACUCGAUCGCUGUGGUUCAGGCCAAUUCGAGCCUUGAGGAUCAGGGACAGGUGUUUACCUCUCCCUCUGCCACGUACGUCGGCGUGUAUGACGGUCACGGCGGACCGGAAGCUUCUAGAUUCGUCAACAAGAAUUUGCCAUGGAACAAGGUGGGUUAUCUGUGGAUGUGAUAAAGAAGGCGUUCAGUGCCACUGAGGAGGAGUUUCUGCGUUUGGUGAAGCGAUCGUGGCCGAUGAAGCCGUCAAUUGCUUCUGUCGGGUCAUGUUGUUUGGUCGGGGCUAUAACAAAUGACGUUCUGUAUGUUGCGAAUCUGGGGGAUUUGAGAGCAGUCCUUGCAAAUGAG
This is a messenger RNA of Rosa rugosa (rugosa rose), 663 nucleotides long. Its product is annotated as probable protein phosphatase 2C 78. The transcript is spliced from 2 exons. Bases 122 to 490 code for a protein of 122 amino acids. Lineage: Eukaryota; Viridiplantae; Streptophyta; Magnoliopsida; Rosales; Rosaceae. Gene Ontology annotation, molecular function: cation binding. The record is from RefSeq and is a predicted model, not a curated record.